AUGCUUCAUGAAGGAUUUCAAGUAUUUAUGAAAUGGGAAUUCUUCAAAAUGGCCAUGUUUGCCUACGGUGAAAAUAUAGCUUUAGGUUUUUCGAUAGCGAAGGCGAUUGAUUUUUCUUUUUUACAACAUGUUCAAGAUUAUAGAGAAACCAUGACCCCGCUUUUAAAAACGGCAUCAGAAACCAUUAAAGAAUCAAUUUGUAACAAUGGUUUGGUUGGAACAACAGCCGGAUUAAACAAAUUGUGCAAUAUACAGUCAAGAAGGAAUAUGAUCGCGAGGCUGAAUAGAAAUAAGGCUGCAUAUACUACCAAGUCUAAAGUGAGAUCACUACGUCGUCCAAUAUGA
Messenger RNA from Funneliformis caledonium, 345 nucleotides. NCBI's taxonomy places the organism in Eukaryota, Fungi, Glomeromycota, Glomeromycetes, Glomerales, Glomeraceae. The record is from the annotation of a GenBank genome assembly.